Mesorhabditis spiculigera is the source of this 2190-nucleotide messenger RNA. NCBI's taxonomy places the organism in Eukaryota, Metazoa, Nematoda, Chromadorea, Rhabditida, Rhabditidae. The record is from the annotation of a GenBank genome assembly.
AUGGGCAGCGAGCUCGAGGAGCUUCGAGGCGAGGCGGCGAGGCUUGAGGCCGAGCUCGAGAAAACCCGAGAGCUCAAUAGACAGGCGGCGGAAGCAGGGCUACAACUGUUGACUGAAAAGGAAGAACUUAACCACCGGGUUUCCGGUCUACAAUCGGAGAUUGAGGUGGCCCGCAGUGAGGUCGAUGUUCUGACAAAGAAACUAGACGAGUUCCAAAGCAAACACAAAGCCGCGGCCAAAUCGGAGUUAGAAAAUGAGCAAGCCCUAUUGGCGGAAACUAGCGAGAAGGAGCGAGUGUAUGAGGGGCGAAUCGCUCAACUGGAGGAUGAAUGCCAUAAAAAGACAAAGGAGCUCGAGCGCACGCAAACCGAGCUGGACCGUCUACAAAAUGCAUAUGCCGAGGUGGGGGAUGCGACGCGAAUCUUGGAAGAGGAGGGGCGUCGUCUGAAGAGAGAGCUGAAAGAAGUACGGGAAUCGGAGCAACGAUUGAAUGCCGAGAGAGAAGACCUCGAACUCGACAAUAUUGGACUGCAAAAAACGGUGGCAAAUUUGCGAAGUGCCCAAGUGGAAUUUGAUGCGAUGAAGAUGACCUAUCAAGAACGAGACGAAGAGAUUUACUUCUUGAAAGCUGCUCUCGAUGAGAAUGAAAAGCUCCGCGCCAUCGCCAUUGCUCAGAUGGAGGAGGCGCUGCAGACUGCACAUCAAGAACGAGAACAGCGGCUAGCGAUGAAGAGGGAAUUGGAGGCGUCGAAAAACGCCGAGCAUAUGAAUAAUAUGCAUAGUUUGCAUGAUCUGAUGCAGCGAUUGACGAGUGAUGGAGAUGAAGAGGGAUCCGAACCUCACCCGCCUGCAAACGACCUCUUUUCGGAGCUUCAAGGCUCUGGAGACUCGCGGAUACAAGAGCUCGAAACGACCCGCGAUCGAUUGGAAGAGCAGGUAGCGGCCGCUGAGAAGACGACUGUGGACUUUGUACGAGCCCUCUGCCAGAAGAUGAACAUCAACCUCAAUUCCGACCUCGACUUUCGCUAUGCGCGCCAACAGAAAGACCUAGUGCUUGAGCGACUUGAUGCCCUGAUGAAGUCAGGCUCGGAUCCUGAAGCCGAAAAGAAAGCACAAACUAUGAAGGGCGAUCUGAGGAUACUGUUGCUGCUAGCUGGUGAAAGAAAUGCACAACUGGCUGCGGCGCAAGACAUGAUGAUCUCCUUGUCAGACUCCCUCUAUCAAUUUUACCAUCAAAUGGCGCAAAGCGCAGGGAUCCCGAAUGACCGUCAGGUAGUAGACGUCGUGAAGAGGUUGCGGACGUUGGCGAAAGAAAAUGCUGAGGAGCAGCCACACGUCAGCCUGGCUGAUGAGGGCCUUGAAAGCGGCACAGAGACCGAAAGCGGUGGCGCACGCGCUUCCAUCCCCUUCAAUGCGGCUCGCUCGGUACUGCCACCGGGCUUUAUCCGUGAAGUGGAUGGACGUCUAACUGGAACCCGAACCGCCCAAAUAAUGCAAGACGGGGAUCUUCGCCAGCGCGUGAUGUCGGACGAACGAGCGCCCAUUGUUGAGACUUCGGAGGCUGUACAUAAGCUUGUCCUUGCCGUCCGCCGCUGUGCCGAGCAGACGAUGAACACUCGAGUUGAAGCUUCGGGUCAAGAAACCGAAGAAGUCCUGCUACAAAACAUUAAGCUCCGUUCACUGUUAUCGACCAAACGCGACCAAAUUUCGACACUGCGGACAGUGUUGAAAUCGAAUAAGAUCACGGCUGAGACUGCGCUGAAUUCCCUACGCGACAAAUACGAGAGCGAAAAGCGGCUCUCACAUGACCUGAUGGAAAAGCAGCGCAGAGAGUUGAAGCAAUUAAAGGAAGAUGCAGCAACCUUUGCGGCUCAUCGAGCAAUGUUCACUGCCAGAUGCGAAGAAUUGCAGGCUCUGGUUGACGAGCUGAAGGCUGAAAACAAGAGUAACGAGGAUGAAAAGAGGACUUUAAAUCAACUACUGCGGAUGGCUAUCCAGCAAAAGCUGGCGCUAACGCAACGUCUAGAAGACGUCGAAGUGGCCCAAGAUCGAUCGACUAUCGGCCGGCAGCAAAGAAAUGGUCGUCAGCAGCCUGCACUGCGCGAGAAUGUCCCACGUGCCGUCAGGUAUCCACCAGGCGGUGGAGGUGGUCCCAAUUCGAGCCGGAAACGAGAUCAUCCGCCCAUAAAC